AUGUCUGACAAGAAACUGGAUCGUGAGCGGAAUGAUGAAUCCGGGAUUUACCUUCACGUGUCCGCAAUUAUCUUUGCUUUGGUGUGUGUGGCCGUGAUGGUGGCUGCGGUAGGAUUACUGGCUGGGUUUUUACCUGAUCGGACCUGCCAAAAUGAAAGUUUUCCAACCAAAGGACCAACCUAUGAUGUUACAACUGAGGGUUCAAAUGAUCCACUGACCACCACAGAUCCCAAUACCAUCUGGAAGGACCCCCGGCUACCAGACACCUUCGUCCCACUGCACUACGACUUGGAGAUGAAGACCGAUCUGAAUAACUUCGUCUUCGACGGUAAGGUGACCGUGACAGUCUUGUGUAUGAAGGCUACAAACCUCCUGGUGCUCAACAGCAAUAAACUGCAAAUCCCCCACACAGGAGGCGUGGAAAUCCUCCCUGAAAGCAGAGGUGGGAUACCAAGUAUCAUAAGAGUCAGCGUUGACGAGGCGAAUCAAUACCUGAACGUGGUGUUCGAUAACAAUCUAGAAGAGAAUCGAGAAUAUAGGGUUUUGGUCAGGUGGCUUGCCGUGACGUUCUUCUCCCCCACGAAUGCUCGCAUGGCCUUUCCUUGCUUCGAUGACCCCGGGCUUAAAGCAAAUCUGACUCUGACGAUGAUCCAUCCUGAAGACUACACGGCUCUCGGUAACAUGCCGGCAGAGGGCGCUCCAACCAGCCCGGACCCAGACGGGUUUGUGACCACACGGUUCGCUACUUCACCGAAGAUAUCUACAUAUUUAGUGUGCUUCGCUGUACUAGAUUUCCCGUCGAUAGAGAUCACAUCAAAGCACAACAUUUCAAUUCGCGGUUGGGCACGUCCGGACGCUACUGAUUCUUUGCAAUACGGCUUGAAUAUGACAGCACGCACAUUAGAUUUCUACAUUGAGCACAUCGGAAUGGACUUCCCCCUCCCAAAAAUAGACGUUGUAGCGGUUCCUGAUUUUGAGGCAAGCGCCAUGGAAAAUUGGGGUUUGAUCACGUAUCGGGAAACAGCUCUGCUCAACACAGCAAGCACGACUUCACAAAGGACAACUGGGAGUCAAGGUUUUACCAUCGCUCACGAGAUGGGACAUCAGCAAGACCUGUUUGUGAUUGAACGUGUAACUACGGCUAUGUCUACGGACGCUUUACCAAACGCUAGACCAGUACAGAAGGAUGUAGCCACGCUCGCCGACAUAGCUGCUUCGUUUGAUCGGGCUAUCACGUAUAAAAUUGAUCAUGUGAUUGACGAAACGAACGCUGAUUGGCUGUUGAUCAAUCCAGAUCGGUUCGGCUAUUACCGCGUAAACUAUGACUCUGAUAAUUGGCAGCGUCUUGUUAACCAACUGCUGUCAAACCACACAGUGUUUUCAGUGAGCAGUCGAGCCACGCUUAUUGACGAUUCCUUCACUUUGGCGAGAGCCGGUAAACUCGGUUAUUCGGUCGCGUUGGAAAUUACGAGAUAUUUAGAGAAUGAAAAGGACUACGUUCCCUGGGCAGCAAGCCAGGGUGUUAUGUCGUAUCUCGACCAACUUUUAAUCACUACUGGAGCGUAUGGUUCUUUCAUUAAAUACAUGAGAAACCAAAUCAGAACAUUGUACAAAUCCUUUGGAUGGACAGACGGGGAAUCGCAUCUAGAAAUAAUUCCAAUUAACCAGAAACAAACUGUGUACUGUACGGCGAUCGCGACAGGGAGGACCGAGGAAUUUGAUUUCGCUCUCCGCCAAUACCUGAACACGACUGACGCAGCCCAACGAUCAGCUCUUCUCAUGUCGCUAGCCUGUACUCGUCAGAGCUGGCAACUCAACACUUUAUUAUACUACACCAUAGACUCUGCUGUGACCAUUAAGGCGCAAGAUGUACCUGCAACCAUUACGGCUGUUGCAGCCAACCCCAUCGGUGCUUCUCUAGCCUGGGACUUCUUCCGAGCAAACUACGAGCUAUUCCUGGACAGAUUUGGAGACAGCUUGUUUCAUUUCGGAAGAAUUGUUCAAGGAGUGACCAAACCAUUCACUUCAGAGUUCCAUCUUCAAGAGCUUGAGAAGUUUAUAGCAGAGCAUCCUGAUCAGGGGACUGGAGCAGCUGCCUUUGCUCAGGCUGUGGAAGAGAUUCAAAGCAACGUACGUUGGAUGGAAUCCCAUUAUGACGAGGUCAAGACUUGGCUGGAUGAGAGCGUUGCUACAUAA
This is a messenger RNA of Patiria miniata (bat star), 2196 nucleotides long. Its product is annotated as aminopeptidase N-like. NCBI's taxonomy places the organism in Eukaryota, Metazoa, Echinodermata, Asteroidea, Valvatida, Asterinidae. Bases 1 to 2196 code for a protein of 731 amino acids. Gene Ontology annotation, biological process: proteolysis; peptide catabolic process. Gene Ontology annotation, molecular function: metalloaminopeptidase activity; peptide binding; zinc ion binding. Gene Ontology annotation, cellular component: cytoplasm. The record is from RefSeq and is a predicted model, not a curated record. The transcript has 14 exons.